Molecule: messenger RNA, 1899 nt
Organism: Olea europaea var. sylvestris
Lineage: Eukaryota; Viridiplantae; Streptophyta; Magnoliopsida; Lamiales; Oleaceae
Product: transcription termination factor MTERF8, chloroplastic-like
Exons: 1
Coding region: 204-1478 (424 amino acids)
Biological process (GO): chloroplast organization; regulation of DNA-templated transcription
Cellular component (GO): chloroplast
Molecular function (GO): double-stranded DNA binding
Source: RefSeq, a predicted model, not a curated record
GCAGCCGUUUUUAUCUCAACCUUUUGCCCCUUCUGAUGAAAUGAAAUCUCUGUCGGACAGCGCCCCAUGAACCAUUCAAUCUGAAGCCACUUGGAAGUUCAGGAUGCUCUGCAGAUAAAGUUCUCCCUCAAAACCAAUUAGAAUGAACUAAAGCACAAGUGAGUAUUUUCAUUCGUUCUCUCUUUGGAGGGCUUUAGGCUACCAUGUUUUCAGUAAAUCUUUAUUGUAAACUCAUCCCGUUCAAGAAAAUUGCUGCAGAUUCAAAUGCAUCACUUCCUUCACUUCGCGAAGAUGGAUUGAGUUUUAAUACUGCUUUAUCAGACUGCUAUAAAAAUAGAAUCUUUAUCAAUUUCUGUAGUCUUGUGGAUGUGGGCUCUACGGAGUUAGACUUAAGAACUGCAACUUCUGCACCCAAAAAGAAAAAAGUUUCAAAGAAAUUGGCAAAAGAGAGUUCUUAUACGAUUUCUUAUUUGAUAAAUUCAUGUGGGCUAUCUCCAGAGAAGGCUAUUUCUGCUUCCGAGAAAGUGCAUUUUGAAACACCAGAGAAACCAAAUUCAGUUAUAGCCCUUUUAAAGAAUCAUGGGUUUAGUAAAACCCAUAUUGCUAAUCUUGUUAGGAGAAGGCCCGUGCUUCUUUUAUCCAAUCCUGAGAAGACCCUAUUGCCCAAGCUUGAAUUUUUCAAAUCUAUUGGGGUUUCAGAGGCUCACCUCGCGGGCACAAUAUCAAGAGACCCUACUUUGUUGACUAGAAGUUUGGAGAAUCAAAUUAUUCCUAACUAUAAUUACCUGAAGAGCGUGCUAUUAACUGACGAAAAGGUGGCUGCUGCUGUCAAGCGGACAUCGUGGAUUUUUCUAGAAGAUCCUGGGAAGAAUCUUACUCCAAAUAUUACGGUUUUGAAGGAACUUAAUGUGCCGCAGUCAUGUAUCAUAUUAUUAUUGACACAUUUUCCGGAGGCCAUAAUGCAAAGGCAUGACGAGUUUAGAGCCUCUGUUUCCGAGGUACUAGAAAUGGGAUUCAAUCCUUUGAGAUCGACAUUCGUAUUGGCAUUACAUGCAAUUUCUGGAAAAGGAAAUAAAACAAUAUGGGCACGGUGUUAUGAGACUUAUAGUAAAUUGGGUUGGUCGAGGGAUGAUAUCUACACGGCAUUUAGGAAACACCCAAAUUGCAUGAUCUUGUCUGAGAAGAAGAUCACUAGGACAAUGGAUUUUCUGGUUAAUAAGAUGGGGUGGGAGUCCAAAAUGAUUGUAUCUUGCCCAAUGGUUCUUUUCUUCAAUUUGGAGAAUAGGAUAAUUCCUAGGUGCUCCACCGUUCAGGUUUUGUUCUCAAGAGAAUUGAUUAAGAAGAAAGAUGUGAAAUUGACAACUGUGUUAUUGCCUACAGAGAAAUGUUUCUUGGAAAAGUUUGUGACCAAACAUGAGAAGCAAGUACCUAAACUCUAUGAUUUCUAUGAAGGGAAGAUUCGCAUUGAGGAAUUGUGAUUUAUAUGCGCUGAAAGUCCUAGUUAUCUUUUGCAUUGUGUAGACAAGGCUUACAGUUUUGUCUUUAAAUCCAUUUGCUUUGUAUUAAGAACAUUUUUUAGAUUAGAGAAGUUCAUUCCCGUGGUUCUGAUAAGUUCCAUCUUCUGCAGCCGAUGAUCUUAACUAAAAUGUCUGAUUAAGAUCCAAGUUGAACAUCGAAUUUCCAUUUCACCUUCUCGUGAUGUUUUGUUUUGUAAAUUUUGGGUUUUUUCAAGAGAAUAUUGUUAUUUGUGGAAUAGUUAGGACGAACAUGCAUGCAUACUUGGUUAAUCUUGUGUAGUUAUUUGUAUUAGGAAUCAUCUUAGUGUUGGUUUUGUAGCUGUCUUCAUGCUAUGGAGCAAGCUUAUUAUUUUCAUUAAUAAAAGAUUAGCGUUUUAAUUUA